Molecule: messenger RNA, 2039 nt
Organism: Gymnodraco acuticeps
Lineage: Eukaryota; Metazoa; Chordata; Actinopteri; Perciformes; Bathydraconidae
Gene: rmp64
Product: nucleolus and neural progenitor protein
Exons: 9
Coding region: 32-1462 (476 amino acids)
Biological process (GO): positive regulation of Notch signaling pathway
Cellular component (GO): nucleus
Source: RefSeq, a predicted model, not a curated record
GUCGACUUCCGCAUUUUUUCUCCAGUGAAGCAUGGCUGGAGAACCGUGGAACAGGGUCAACAUUGCCUUUCCCGGUGCUGUUUCUUGUGUUCGUGUUCAUUUCAACUCAACCACAGAUGCAUGUGUUAAAUCGCUGUUGGUGAAAAAUGCGAAGGUGCUUCAGCUUCUUCGCAGUGAGAUUCUUCAGACGGAGGUACGAGUUCUCUACGAGCUGCUGUACAUCCUAAAUAACAGCUACAGAGGCAACAAGACGUUCAAAGGCUUAAAGCAGGUUGAACAAUGCAUAAACAGGCUGAAGAACAUGAAGCUUGAUGUUGCUCUUCAGGAGCUGACAGAGCUGUGUCCCAACAGAAUUCAGAGAGGGCUGAGUAUCACGGCUGGUGUGUGUGAGCUCCCCAGUCAGCCCAUGCUGGAGUGGCUCUGUCUCAAAGUGCUGGGAGCCGCAAAGCUGAUGAGCUGCACGUUGAAUCGCUGCAGUAGAACUUUCUCACUAACAAAGCAGCAGAUGAAAUGGGAGGAGUUCAUCAUCUUGAAUAUGGUGAUCACCAGCCUGCUCAGUCGCCUCUGGGUGAUCUCCAGAGGGAUCCUGGUCAGCCUGUCCUCUCUGUACCAGCAGCUCCUGGAGCUCCUCAGACCUGUAGCCGACGCCCAGCCCAUGCCCUUCCUCACAGACUUCCCCCUGCCAGCAGAUAUGCUUCAGUUCCUGGGUCCUUCUGAUGCCUUAUUACUGACCAAACUAGCAAAGGCCAAAGUAAUCAAGAAGAAGAAGAAGGAGCAGCAGCAGCAGAAAGACAAGAAUCAGGGAGCGGCGAGAAAGGUCAAAGAAGAUGUGGGUGUUACUGUUGAAAGAGCAAUAUGUCUGGAUGCGGGCAUGAAGCCUUUUCUCAAGGUUUUCAGGGACUUCACAGAGGGCAAAUCCUUCGAACAGAAAACGCACAAGGCUGACCGUAAACUAAAGUUCAAGAAACAAAUGGGAGAGGCUGCUUCUUUCACAGACAUGGCGUCCCAUCUCGAAGAAAUGACCCCAUGGUGUGAAUCCCAGAAGAUGGAAAAGGAAAAGCGCUUUUUAAACUUCCUGCAUUUAAAGUGCCAGAGGAUGAAAUGCCUAGAGGCAGCCGGUUACAGCGUCCAGAAGAGGUUACACACCUUCAGACAGGAAGCUUGCUGGGCUUUAUGUCCACAAGGCUCAGUGCCUAAAAGCUGUCGAUCCUACGCUGCAACGCGUAGACACAACCGCCUGAGAACCCAUUUCCAGUCCCUCAGGAGUCGAAUCAAGUCUUCAACUUUGAGAACUGGUGUGAAGAAGACACAGCUGAAGAGACAAAGGAAGAGGAAGAGGACUGAGUCAGGACCGUCAGUGAACGACCGAAAAAACCGGACUAUGGGCAAUUUGUCCCCGGCAUUACAGACCAGCGCCUGUGACGAUGACAUCGAUGAUAUAUUUGCCUCUGUAGGUUUUUGACACUUUGGAAACAGACACAUCCAAGAACACAAAAGACUAUCGAGCUGAGCUUAGUAUACACAUGCUUCUGUUUUUAGAAGAAAGAUGAUUUCAUGUGUAAUGAAGGCGGAUGCCUUUAUGAAAGGUGCUACACAGCAGCAGUUACUUUUAAAAGGAACUAAAAUGUAUGAAGUUGUAUUUCUUUUGUUGGUUUUCAAGCCUUAAUGGAUAGAACAGUAGAGGCAAACAGGAAACCGAGGAGACAGAUAGGAAAAAGGUAAUUAUUUUAGACUGAGGUGUUUUUAUGGCUGAAACCUUCCCUUCAGUUUUAAAUCAGAUUUUGAGCCAUAUUACCAUUUUACAUGAGAAAAAUCUGUACUUCAGUGCAGGACAAUUAUGAAAAGGAAAUGUUAUGCUCCUGGUAAAAUGCUCCAAGUCUCGCAUUGGUUGCCUUUGGCAAAGGUACUACUUAUUUCAAAUGAGAACAAAAAUAUUCAUAGAGCAACUUUUUCACAAUACAUAGGCUGUCCGGACAAGAUAUUCAUUACUGUUCUGUUGUCACGUUUAUACAUUAAAAACACUGUCAACUAUAACUCAA